ACAGUCCGUUUAAAGAGCCGCACGGAGUCUCUCGUGCGUUGAACUCUCUCCACGAGAGCGCGCGGUAGAAAGAAUCGUUUAGUGAGCACGCUGUUUUAUUCUCCAUACUCUUUACAGACUCUGUGUCUCACUGUCUGUCUUUUUUUCUGACAGCCACAUCCGAACAUUAGACAGUAUGGGACUCUAAAUAUCUUUUCUCACCUUGUGGAUUUUGGUUGGAUAUCUGCGCUUAUAAAAUAGAGGACAUAGACAGAAUGGGAUUUUAGUGUGCUUAUGAUGCAGCAGGCGAUAUGACUCGCUACGUGAGUUCCGUGGAUUCUCCCCGCAGGCGAAGAUCCGGAGAAUGAUGGACGAGAACAAGCAGCUCGCGCAGCGGAUCGAUGGCGCGAUCCAGUGCGCGAAGCAGGAGGUGGCGAACCUGCGCGCGGAGCUGACAGCCACCGGCCACAGACUGGCGGAACUCGGCGAGCUGGAAGAACCGGGCGAACCGCAGGAACACCAGCAGCAACAACAGAACCAUCACGAUGCACCGGUGCAAAGACAGAAAGCUUUGACAGAGCUUGGUCAAAAAAGUGACGUUGUUCUUCAGGAGACGUCAUUAGAUAAAGUGCUGUUGCAUGAGGAGGUGGUGCGUCUGCAGGAGGAGGUGUCAGUGCUGAAGCAGGUCAGGGAGAUGUUGAAUCGUGAGCUGGAGGAGACAGGAGGAGGCUGCUCUGUGGAGCUGCUGUCGGUUUCACAGCUCCGUGUGCAGCUAACACAGAAAGAGCAGGAGCUGGACAGAGCAAAGGAGGCAUUGCAAGCAAUGAAGGCAGACAGGAAGCGUUUGAGGUUGGAGAGAACUGAUCUGGUGAAUCAGAUGCAGCAGCUCUACACAACACUGGAGAGCCGUGAGGAACAGCUACGGGACUUCAUACGCAACUAUGAGCAACACCGAAAAGAGAGUGAGGAUGCAGUGAGAGUUCUGGCAAGGGAAAAAGAUUUGUUAGAACGGGAGAAGUGGGACCUACGCCGACAAACCAAAGAGGCCUCAGAACAUGCAAGUGCACUCCGGUCUGCACUGGACCUGAAAGAGAACAGGAUCAAGGAGCUGGAGGCUGAACUGACUAUGAUGAGUAGCUUUAUGGCUCAGAAACUAGAGAGUCGCGUGUUUGUUCGAUCUCCAGAAAGACCAGCUUCACCCAAAACAGUGUCGGCAAAACAGUCUUUGGCUACUCUCACUAAGGAUGUUCCUAAGCGACACUCGCUGGCCAUGCCCACAGAGACUGUCGUCAACGGCAACCAAGAGUGGGCGAUGCAUGCAGAGCUUCCUCUAACUGCGGCGAUACGACAGAGUCAACAAAACCUUUACCACUCAAUGGACAGACAGGUACUGAAAGCAUCACCGUGUGUGUGCGAUGCUGACGGCAUCAGCAUGAUGUCAUCAGCCGCAGCCAGGAUCAGUCCGUGUCACUCUAAACAACCGUCAGUCAUCUCAGACGCCUCGGUGAUGGAGGGAGAGAGAUCCUCAACGCCAUCAGAUUCACCACGACACAGAACACACUCCCUCUGCAAUUCUCUAGAGGAUCUUGAGGAGCAGAGACGCAGAAAGAAGAAAGAGAGGAUGGGUCUGGGCUCUCUGUCGAGGGUGUUCGGUCGAGGAAAGCAAAGAAAGUCUCUGGACCCCACUCUAUUUGAUGACUCCGACAGUUUAUCAAGCCCCGCCCGCCUCAGUGUGAGCCUAUCAGAAUGCGAGGACCAUCUGGAUCGGCUUCAGCAAGUGGAGCUCGCGCGGACGGCCCCCAUGUCCCGUUGGCGUGCAGGAACUGUGCAGGCGUGGCUGGAGGUGAUCAUGGCCAUGCCCAUGUACAUACGGGCCUGUGCGGACAACGUUAAAAGUGGGAAGGUUUUGUUAGUUCUUACGGAUGAGGACCUGGAGUUUGUUUUAGGGAUCAGUAAUUCAAUGCACCGCAGGAAACUCCGUCUGGCCAUUGAAGACUACAGGGACGCGGAUUCAGGACAUGGCCUUUCUAAAGCAGCUGAUCUGGAUCACCACUGGGUGGCUCAGGCCUGGCUGACUGAUGUAGGUCUCCCUCAAUAUUCCCAGUUCUUCCACACUCACCUUGUGGACGGACGUCUCCUAAGUACACUCACACGCACUGACCUUGAGAAGCAUCUGCACGUGUCUAAAAAAGCCCACCAGAACAGCCUGCUGCUGGGAAUACAGCUGCUACACACGCUCAACUUUGACAAAGAGAUUUUGCAGUCCAGGCGAUCAGAGUGUGAGAAUCAGAACACAGACCCUGUAGUGUGGACCUGUCAUCGCAUCAUCAAAUGGAUCAAAGAGAUUGAUCUGAAGGAGUUUGCUGACAAUCUUCAGAGCAGUGGGGUUCAUGGUGCCAUCAUGGUGAUGGAUCCCUCCUUCAGCUCUGACACCAUGGCGGCGGCUUUAUGUAUUCCAGGCAACAAGCACAUGGUCCGUCAUCACCUGAAUGAAGAGGUGAAGGCACUGGUCAGUGCAGCCAGGGCAGGGCUUGAUCAGGAAGUCGAACCUUUGGGGACUCCGCCCACACUUCACCGGCAAAGUUCUCUAAGCAGCUCAUCACCCAGCAGUCAUGACGAUCAGCAGUCUUUAAGGAGGGUGAAGCAGCAGCUUGGUCUCAGCCCAAAGAAUUUCACUGGACGAAAGAUCAGUCACCAGAACAGAUCCGGGUCAUUUCCAAGGAAUGGACUUCAGGAGGUCUCCCUGCAACGAGAGCAUUGCCCAGUUCGACAUUUUUCUGCUGCUGAGCUCACCAAUGUCUGAGUCAUUCUCCUGUUGAGAUCACUGACGAAAAACAUGACACUUUCUUAAAGCUCCCAAAUGGGGGAUUUUCUUAUCUUUUUCAUGGUGAACGUUGAUGAAAUCUAAAAGAAAGUUCACAUUUUCAGUCUCUGGACUCUCAGUUUUCCAGUAGCGGUCUUGGCUUUGCUUUGUAGACCUUACGUUGUUGUUUGUGACUGUAGACUCAUCUGUCUCAAAGUGAGACAAUUUUAAGAAUCCAUUUAAAGGGCACACACACUAAACAUUUAUUUAUCUGUUUAGAUUUUGACAAAAUUAUUGUCACUGGCGGGUAAGGAAUGUGUGAGGAAGCAGGGUGAAGUAUCCUGACAAUUAUAAUUAUAAUUUGUGAGAACUCCACAAAGAAAAUUGUUUUAAAGUUGGAUACACCACCAGUGGUUCAAAUAGUUCAGAUCUGCUGCUUUUGUGUACCAACUGUAAAUUCCAAUCUCAAUAUCAUGCAAACAUAGCUAUGCUACCAACUCCAAGGUCAUGCACAUUGCUAAGCUGUAGCAGGGGUUAGGCUAAUCAUCAUAGUAAAUGUGCAAAGAUCAAAGAUAUGACCGUUGUACAUUUACGUGUUUAUUAACCGACUUUCUGAAGCAGCGUAAAAGGAGGUGCAUAUAUUUAUAGAUAAAGACAGGACAACGUUCUCCAUAUAAAAAUGGUCUUUAAUUUUAGUUAAAUGUUCUCUCUGUCAGCCUACUUCCCUAUUUUAUCCCAGGACAUUAAAACAAGAAAACAUUUUUAGGGAGUUGAUUUUUUUUUUUUUUUUUUUUUUUUAUUAUCAGCUAAUUUUUCCCCCUUCGUCAUUGUUGUGUUUUUGUUAAAUAUUUAUUCCUCAUAUUUCUAGUAUCUGAUAAACAUCAUACCUGACAUUCCCACAGUUUCCCACACAGGAUUAAUAAAGUACUUCAUUAUACUGAGAAAAAUAUGUAUUACAUUUCAGAGCACUCCUUGUUCCAUUUACUGUAAAAGUUACAUGAUGUUUCCUAAUGCAAAGAGGAAGCACCUUGCCUAUAUGGUCAACCUUUGUCCAACAUUAUUAACACUGGCAGAAUCACAACUGCCCAUAAAGUCGUUAAAUAUUGUUGAGCAUUUGUCCCGCUCUAAGAAUUUAUGUUUGACUGAACCUUGUUUGACAUAUUUAUGUGGGUGAUGCUGGUGAUUUGAUGACUGUAGAAUGGUGUGAUAAAUAAUGCUAGUUUCUUGGAAAAUGUUUAAACAACUCCAUGUCAUAAAUAAACUUCAUGUCAGCUUCU
Messenger RNA from Cyprinus carpio (common carp), 4059 nucleotides. RefSeq names its product kazrin-A. NCBI's taxonomy places the organism in Eukaryota, Metazoa, Chordata, Actinopteri, Cypriniformes, Cyprinidae. The record is from RefSeq and is a predicted model, not a curated record. Gene Ontology annotation, molecular function: protein binding.